Ictalurus punctatus (channel catfish) is the source of this 1198-nucleotide messenger RNA. It is a transcript of the gene rab32a, whose product is annotated as RAB32a, member RAS oncogene family. Lineage: Eukaryota; Metazoa; Chordata; Actinopteri; Siluriformes; Ictaluridae. The transcript is spliced from 4 exons. The coding region runs from base 180 to 821 and encodes 213 amino acids. Gene Ontology annotation, molecular function: GTPase activity; GTP binding. Gene Ontology annotation, cellular component: trans-Golgi network; Golgi apparatus; vesicle. Gene Ontology annotation, biological process: vesicle-mediated transport. The record is from RefSeq and is a predicted model, not a curated record.
GAUAUUUUCCGGGUCCUGUGACUUAUCAGGUGGUUUGUGGUGAAGGAGGAGAGGAAAGGAGAGAAGAGAAGAGAAGAUUUGGGAGGGAAAGGAGUUUUUUUUUUGUGUUGUUGUUUAUUUUUUUUGGGGGGGUAAUGGUUUGAUUAGGUCGCUCUGUAACAGUAAGUAAGAGUACCAGAAUGGCAGGAGGCUCCGUGUCGGAGUGUAAGGAGUACUUGUUUAAAGUUUUAGUGAUUGGAGAGUUAGGUGUUGGGAAAACCAGCAUCAUUAAACGCUACGUCCAUCAGCUUUUCUCUCAGCACUACAGAGCAACAAUUGGUGUUGACUUCGCCCUCAAAGUCCUCAACUGGGACAGCAAAACAUUAGUCCGUCUGCAGCUAUGGGAUAUCGCAGGUCAGGAGCGCUUUGGGAACAUGACCCGAGUAUACUAUAAGGAGGCAGUGGGAGCGUUCGUGGUGUUCGACGUGACCAGAAGCUCCACGUUCGAAGCCGUGUCGAAGUGGAAGCACGACUUGGACAGCAAGGUGAAACUUGCAAACGGCAACCCUAUCCCGUCCGUCCUGCUGGCUAAUAAAUGCGACCAGAAGAAAGACAGCUCUAAUAACGCCUCGCUUAUGGACAACUUCUGCAAGGAGGCCGGCUUCCUGGGCUGGUUUGAGACAUCAGCCAAGGAUAACAUAAAUGUUGACGAGGCAGCCCGGUUCCUGGUGGAGCACAUUCUCCUGAACGACAAAGGCGUUCCGUACGAAGAGAGCAACGGCGACCGCAUCAAGCUGGACCAAGACCCCAUGCCUGCGGAGAGCAAGUCUGGUUGCUGCUAGCGUCAGGCCUCAAUCUGUCCGUUCGCCUGCAAUAAAGGAGGGGUUGUUGGCUACGAACUGAGACCCAAAGCCCCACCAUCAUGUCCUUUACUUCCUUCCAUUCAUGUUCAUCAUCCAUUUUGAAACCAAUGGCACAAGCAAGUCUUAGCGUACGAGUCUCAGCUCUCCGCGAGUGGAAACCAUAGCCAUGAAGAUUAUCAUUAUAUCGUUAUAUCAUUUAUAGUGACUCUUUCUCAGUCAUUCUCCCCCAUCUCUCUCUGGCUCAACACUGUUCAUAUAAGAUGUAUAUUUGUAGCCUUCAAUAGUGUCCGGUGCCAUAUUUUCGCCAUAUUUCUUUUGUUAUUGAGAAUAAACGCAACCCUAUGGGUGUCCUAGGA